Pecten maximus is the source of this 1522-nucleotide messenger RNA. Its product is annotated as chymotrypsin-like elastase family member 2A. NCBI's taxonomy places the organism in Eukaryota, Metazoa, Mollusca, Bivalvia, Pectinida, Pectinidae. The coding region runs from base 15 to 1172 and encodes 385 amino acids. The record is from RefSeq and is a predicted model, not a curated record. The transcript has 7 exons. Gene Ontology annotation, biological process: proteolysis. Gene Ontology annotation, molecular function: serine-type endopeptidase activity.
UUGGGAUCAUUUACAUGUAUUAUAAAAUGUCAGUUGUUGCAGUUUCGAUAUUUACUGCAUCAGUGCAGGAAACCUUACACUCCAUGCCAGUUGGACUGACAUUAAACAAAGGAGUGUUCCCGAACAUGGAUCGUCAUUCAUACCUGGUGGCAUUCAUAGUCCUAGUUCUCGGAUGUAAGGCCAACUAUGUUAACUCUGUAGAUGGUAUUCGGCGAAUGGAGAGACGACUACAAAAGAUCCUAACAAAAGAAGUAGACAAUGCCUUAAAAAGAGAUGAAACCCCAUUAGGUAUGAGGCGCGAAGCGGUAUGGACACGGAUGGCGGACACAGCAUCACACGACACCAGCAAUGCCGGGAAGGCUGUAAAGCGUGUGGUGGGGGGCACACCAAUGGAGCGUGACCAAUGGCCAUGGUUGGUAUCGCUUCAUUUCUUACGUCCGAUCGAGUUUACAGAGAAAACAGGCAUGCGUCACGUAUGUGGUGGUACCAUCAUCAGCACAGCUCCCGUGUGGGUCCUCACCGCAGGACACUGCUUCAGUGAAGACGCCCAUGUCGGCUUCAGCAAUCCCAACAACUGGCGUGUCGUGAUAGGUGAAUACAAUCAGUACCGGAUGGACGCUGGGGAAUUUAUAGCAAACAUAGACGAAAUACACCUUCAUAUAGAAACUUUACAGUUUAUCUUUAGGCCCCUACGUAAUGACAUAGCUCUACUGAAGUUGAAUCCGAUCCCACAGCUACAACUUGAAGACAUCGCUGAUCUAGAUGAAGGAGAGUUCCAACCUGGUCAUCAAUGUUCUGUCGCGGGGUGGGGCCAAGUGUCUUAUCAUCCCUCCGGUUUUGGUAAUUUCAUUCCUCUCAUGGCCUCUGUCUAUUUGGUUGACAAUGACCAAUGCAGUGACUUGUACACAGCUUCAAUACCAUACACCUUCUACAUCGCCCAGUCAAACAUCUGUGCAGGUUCAGACGAAGGACAUGAUUCAUGCAUGGGUGAUUCUGGCGGACCGCUGAUGUGUCAGAGUCCAGAGGAUAAUCGCUGGAAACUGGUAGGGGUUGUAUCCACAGGGUAUGAAUGUGGGAGGGAGGACUUUCCUGGGAUUUACACACGUGUAACCUACUACCAAAGCUGGAUCGACAGUGUAAUGGGGCCGUCAAAUGGUCACUUGGAGGUGUAGAACGACACAAGAGUUGUAAGACCAGGGCACUUAUUAACCAACCAGACCUUGGUUACAUGCCCACAAUUAACUGUUAAAAAAAGGAGUAUUUAAAUAUAAUACAUUACUGUACAAGCAGAAUUUAUCAUUAUGUGGUGUGUUGACAGCUUUUAAAAAAUCUUACAAAAUAACAAAAUCACGUUGAUAUCUUUUAAAAUUUCAUUUUUUAUUUAUUCAUUUUUUUUUUUAUUUCAAAUAAAACUUGGGAGUACAAAUUCGUAAAAAGUUUUCCUGAGUGUACAUUAUUAAAUGUGGACAUUUCAUAUUAAUCCAUUCUGCACUCAUUAUGAAUUAAAAAAACCACAAGUGAC